Messenger RNA from Amblyraja radiata (thorny skate), 2610 nucleotides. It is a transcript of the gene otpa, whose product is annotated as orthopedia homeobox a. Gene Ontology annotation, biological process: regulation of DNA-templated transcription; neuron differentiation. NCBI's taxonomy places the organism in Eukaryota, Metazoa, Chordata, Chondrichthyes, Rajiformes, Rajidae. The record is from RefSeq and is a predicted model, not a curated record. Gene Ontology annotation, molecular function: DNA binding; DNA-binding transcription factor activity, RNA polymerase II-specific. Bases 83 to 1192 code for a protein of 369 amino acids. The transcript is spliced from 5 exons.
GCAAAGUAGAUGAAGAAAUAGCUGACUGGAUACAUCGACAAUUUCUGAUACUCUCACAACAGUUUAUAAUCCGUGUAUCAGUAUGAAUUAUUUGCAGGACAUUUAUCAAAAGAUUGUUACAAGACAGAUUAUACAGAGUGAAAAAUGUUGGCCAUUCUUUGCCGGCGAUUAUGGAGCAAUCUACCCUGAAGACGUACCCGCAAUAUGUGGCAAUCGGGGGAAUCUCACCCUGGAGCGGUGCGCUAUGCUCUCACACGCCGACCUCCUGGACGCUCGGCUGGGGAUGAAGGAUGCCGCGGCUGAAUUGCUCGGGCACCGGGAGGCGGUGAAGUGUCGGAUGGGACCCGGUGGCUCCGAUUCGGGCCACCCAGGCGAUUGCCCACCGGGCUCUGACACGGUGGAAGGCGCGACCCUGCUACCGGGAGAAAGCAUCGCCUCGGCCGGAUCGAACACGGGAGGCGGCGGCGGCGGCGGGGGCUCGGGCAGCGGCAAAGACACGGACAAGCAGCAGCAGCAACAACAACAACAGCAGCAGCAGCAGAGCCAGAAGCAGAAGAGGCACCGGACUCGCUUCACCCCAGCCCAGCUCAACGAACUGGAGCGCAGCUUCGCCAAGACACACUAUCCGGACAUCUUCAUGAGGGAGGAAUUGGCUCUGCGAAUCGGUCUCACCGAGUCCAGGGUACAGGUUUGGUUUCAGAACCGCCGCGCCAAGUGGAAGAAGCGAAAGAAGACCACCAAUGUAUUCCGAUCCCCUGGCACACUGCUGCCCACGCCAGGACUGCCCCAGUUCCCAGGCUCCGGCAUGGGCGACACCCUGUGCUCCUUUCAUGCCAACGACACCCGUUGGGCCACGGCGGGCAUGGGGGUCUCACAGUUGCAGCUGCCCCCGGCCCUGGGCCGGCAACAGGCCAUGGCUCAGUCUCUGUCCCAAUGCAGCCUCGGCGGGCCGUCCAACACAAUGAGCCUCUCCAAUAGCCUGGCCGGUGCGAACGGCGGCGGCCUCCAGUCCCAUCUGUACCAGCCCACUUUCCCAGGCAUGGUGUCCGCCUCGCUGGCCGGCCCCGGCAACGUUACCGGCGGCUCGCCGCAGCUCUGCAGUUCCCCGGACAGCGACGUGUGGCGGGGGACCAGCAUCGCCUCCCUGCGCCGCAAAGCACUCGAGCACACAGUAUCCAUGAGUUUCACCUAAUGCAGCCGUUCCCCCUUCUCUCCAGCGUCCAGAAAACCAGGGAGCCGACUCAGGAUAUGAAACACGUCCUUCAGUAACCCACACGCAAAGAGGAGGUGGGAGGGAGAGGGAGGGAGGGAGAUUGGUCAAACUCUUAAAAUAUGACUAGGCGAGGAAAAUACUCGUUAUCAAUGGAUUCAAACUUCAAGAACUCUGACCAAUGGUGGUGAUCUGGGUUCUCUCGCUGCCUCACCUUUUCCGAAUCAUGUUUCCAGAUCAUAAGAUGGCCUAUUGCAAUAACAUAUUAGAUCACACACAGAUAGAGGGAGCUAUGACCAACUUGAGGGGUCUCUUAUAUUUCCGUUGGAUUUCCACACAUUUUGAUUCUUCAUAUACACAUAAUAUUAACAUGGACAGCCUUCACAAACCCCGCCUUGUUACAUUUCCAUGCACUUCACGGAGUUGGCACAUGUGCUCUCUUUUGAUUUCGUAGAACAUAGAAAAAUACAGCACAGGAACAGGCCCUUCGGCCCACAAUGUCCGUGCCGAACACCACGCCAUGAUUAACUGAACUCACCUGCCUGCAUAUGAUCAAUACCCCUCCUAUCCCUGCAUAUCCACGUGUCUAUCUAAAAGCCACUAUUUCCCUGUUCAUCUCGCCCAGGAAUAAAAUAGAAUAGGCCACGAUCCUGUCCAAUAGACUCAUGGAGAUCUUUCUCUCCACCUCAUGUACCCGCCGAGGUUCCAUAACUCUUGUAACAAAUCAUAAAUAUUGUCUCGGACCCAAUUUCCUUGAUCACGCAAGAGUCAAUGCCAAAUAUGUUUGUGAUAUUGGCCUCUCUCUACACCUUUCGCCCUUGGCUCAACGGAUCCAGUUUUACGCUUCAAUACAGCGGGGUUCAAACUCCGCCACGGCGAAACAUACUUUGUUCUUGCACUCGAGUGACACCGGACCCCGAGCGGAUAAACGCAAGAACACCGGCUGGCUCGCGGUAUUUUCUCACUGCACUGUGUUCACGCCUUUCGGAGGCUUGUUUCCUUCCCCCUUGGUCGCAGCUCACGAUUUUGGGCGAUUUUCUCUCUCUUUUUUGUUUUGUUUGUUUUUGGUUAAAUAUAAAGAAAUACUUCAGUCAAAACUGCCAUCUGCACAGCAUGUCGAGGGGGGAGGUUUCCAGCAUGCGAUGUGCACGUGAGUAUUUCAAGCCCUGAAACUACAUAACCAACCCAUGAACCCUAAACUCUCAUCUGCAUGAACUGGUCAGAACCAACCACCUGGCGCAAGCUACAGUGAAACAGAGCGAUCAAAGCUGUGAUAUAGAAUGUUUUCUGUGUAGAAUAACCACUCUGGUUAUACAUUGGUCAAUUUGUGCUAUGUUUUUAAAUUAUUGUCUGUGCUUAUUUAUCGAACAUAGAUUUCCUAAUAAAUGUUUGAUCUGUUA